This is a messenger RNA of Aedes aegypti (yellow fever mosquito), 1299 nucleotides long. RefSeq lists its product as uncharacterized. The record is from RefSeq and is a predicted model, not a curated record. The coding region runs from base 27 to 1286 and encodes 419 amino acids. The transcript is spliced from 4 exons. NCBI's taxonomy places the organism in Eukaryota, Metazoa, Arthropoda, Insecta, Diptera, Culicidae.
AAUUCGAUUUGAAAACUAGGUGUAAAAUGGCUACGUUUCCCAUAGCUCGUAAACGUUUUAAUUACCAGUGGUUGCCCAAGAUGUUUGAAAUACGCAGCUUGUUGACACAUAGAGCGAACAAUUGCUUUUGGCUGUUAGAUUUGUUGCUGCUUAUUGCAGGAAUCCGAAGUGAACUGACAUCCCACUGGCCCGCAGAGUGCCUAAUUCGUUACUUUGCCAACUGUUUGUUCAUUUGUCAGUAUAUUGCUGGAAUUCUGCGUUUGAUUCACGCACUGGAUCACGAGGAAGAUGGUUCUUUUCUAAUUGUUUGCGAAAUACUCAUAGUGAUAUCGCUCAGCUUUGCAUGCAUGAAAGUGUUUGCGAUAAACUGUCUCAGAGGAUCGCUCCAUACAUUGAGAAAUUUCAUCAUUGGUACCCGCGUUAACUCCGGCGAUGAGAGUUUCGACGAAUUUCAACAACUCAAGUUCUUUCGAUCAGCACGUUUUAUGAUGCUAAUCGUUUUUGGCCUAAUAGCCAGCGAUACGGUACUGUUUAUGAUUCCUAACCGGUACGCGGAUGUGAUCCUAGGAUUGCCACCUCAACUCUACAUGAUUGGAAAACCUGCAUCGUCUGUCGUGAAUUUCUUACUUGUUACUUUUUCGGCCCUCGGAUUCUUUCCGAAAUAUCUUAGUAAUGUGACUUACAUUGGAAUACUGCUCAUCGGAAUGCAUUCAAAGCUUACUAGUUUGGUCCACCGAUACCGGCUCAUGCUGAAUCAUCCUGUUUCAAGUCCUAAUCAAUAUUUUGAGUGGAUGAGCUGCGAAGUCGAAAUGGUUUCGAUUCAACAAUUGGAAUAUUGGAACCAUCUACGCAUCUUGAAGAAUAUAAUCGGAAAAACAUUUUUCUUUGUGCAUUACUUUGCAAUUUUCAGCAUUGGAACGAGUGGCUACGCAAUCCACAAUGUGGGUUUUAAUACACUUUCAGCAAUUUCUCUGGCUAGUACUCUGAUUUUCUUGCUGGAAUACUACUUGUUGUGUCUUUGGAUCGACAAACUUCAGGACGUGGCCGACUCAUUAGGAAGCACAAUAAGCGAAUUGUGCACCAAGAUGCCCUACAGCCGGGAGUACCAUUCGAAGUAUUUUGGACUGAGGGCAUCUCUGAUGAUAACGUGGAUCAACACUCAGCAUGCAUUUUCGAUGGACUGUAUGGGACUGUUUAAGAUAUCUACAUCUUCUUUCACCAGUUUGAUAGACACUGCCUACACGAUGCUGAUGUUUCUGACCAAUGUUUGCAAAACUGAGCAAUGAACAUCUGAGUGUU